GCCGCGCUCCUGAGUGCCGGCGGCUCGCUCCACCCUGGGCAGGGGUGGGGGCAGCUGCACCUCAGUUUUCUAUACCCCCCAACCACCCCCCAGAAUUGGCACUCGCGGCAGCUGGGAGCCCGGAUGCCUCACCUGAGGCCAGGUAGGUCUCAGGCGCCUCCCAAGGACCAUGCCACAGCCCCACUGACCCAGGAGUAGGGGCCUGAGGGGGCACCCGGAAUGGGCUGUGUGUUCUGCAAGAAGUCGGAGCCGGAAUCCAAGCAGGAUGCCGGCCUGGAAGGGGACUUCAGGGACCAUGGGGCUGCUGACCGCUAUGGCCCUGACCCGACUCAGGCCCGGCCUGUGUCCUCCUUUACCCACACCCACAACCAGGACAGCUUCUACCCGCAGUCUGCCGGAGCCCCCUUCCUUGACGGGGGCAACCUCAGGGGCAUCUCAGGGACUGGAGUGACCCUGUUCAUCGCCCUCUAUGACUACGAGUCCCGAACAGGCGAUGACCUCACCUUUGUCAAAGGUGAAAAGUUCCACAUCCUCAACAACAUUGAGGGUGACUGGUGGGAGGCCCGAUCCCUCAGCUCCGGAGAGACUGGCUUCAUUCCCAGCAACUACGUGGCCCCUGUGGACUCCAUCCAGGCUGAAGAGUGGUUCUUUGGAAAGAUCAGCAGGAAGGAUGCUGAGAGGCAGCUGCUCAGCUCAGGCAACCCCCAGGGGGCCUUUCUCAUCCGGGAGAGCGAGACCACCAAAGGCGCCUACUCCCUAUCUGUCCUGGACUGGGACGAAACCCGGGGCGAGCACGUGAAGCAUUACAAGAUCCGCAAGCUGGACGUGGGAGGCUACUACAUCACCACGCGGGUGCAGUUCGACACCGUGCAGGAGCUGGUGCAGCACUACAUGGAGGUGAAUGACGGCCUGUGUCACCUGCUCACGGCCCCCUGCGCCACCAUGAAGCCGCAGAUGCUGGGCCUGGCCAAGGACGCCUGGGAAAUCAGCCGCGAUUCCAUCACGCUGGAGCGCCGGCUCGGCACCGGCUGCUUCGGGGACGUGUGGCUGGGCUUGUGGAAUGGUACCACGAAGGUGGCCGUGAAGACGCUGAAGCCGGGCACCAUGGCUCCAAAGGCCUUCCUGGAAGAGGCGCAGAUCAUGAAGCUGCUGCGGCACGACAAGCUGGUGCAGCUGUACGCCGUGGUGUCCGAGGAGCCCAUCUACAUCGUGACCGAGUUCAUGUGCAAAGGUAGCUUGCUGGAUUUCCUCAAGGAUCAGGAAGGCCAGGCUUUGGGCCUGCCCCACUUGGUGGACAUGGCAGCCCAGGUAGCAGAGGGCAUGGCCUACAUGGAACGCAUGAACUACAUUCACCGAGAUCUGAGGGCUGCCAACAUCCUGGUGGACGAGCGGCUGGUGUGCAAGAUCGCGGAUUUCGGGCUGGCCCGUCUCAUUGUGGAUGAUGAAUACAACCCAAGACAAGGCGCCAAAUUCCCCAUUAAAUGGACGGCCCCAGAGGCUGCCCUCUUUGGCAGAUUUACCAUCAAGUCGGAUGUGUGGUCCUUUGGGAUUCUGCUCACUGAGCUCAUCAGCAAGGGCCGAGUCCCUUACCCAGGCAUGAAUAACCGCGAAGUGCUGGAACAGGUGGAGCACGGCUACCAUAUGCCGUGUCCCCCCGGCUGCCCAGAGUCCCUCUACGAGGUCAUGGAGCAGACGUGGCGUCUGGAGCCCGAGGAGAGGCCAACCUUUGACUACCUGCAGUCCUUUCUGGAGGACUACUUCACCUCCACAGAACCCCAGUACCAGCCUGGGGACCAGACAUAGCCUGUCUGGUACCAGCCACCUCUCUAGGGCCUCUCUGGAGCCCUCCCCAUUCACCAGGCUCUGAUCCCAGGUCCUCAGGCUUCGAACCCUCUAGCAUCUUGUCUAGGAUGAAUCAAAGGCAACCCACUCAUUCGGGGGGCGGGGGGAGGGAGGCAUUUCCCACAGUGCUCAGGGACUACUCCUGGCUCUGUACUCAGGGGUUGUUCCUGACAGUUGUCAAAGUACCAAGCAGCCCCAGGAUCAAGCCCAGGUCUCCCCCUGCAAAGCCUGCACUCUGGCACAUUAGACCGUUUCUCCCUCCCAACCCACUCAUUUUAAAGAUGAAGCAAACCAAGAUCCGGAGACCAUCUCUAUUCCAACCCACGCACUGUCUCUCUCCCUCCUACUUAAGCACCUAUAUGCUUCCUGCCUUCCUGCCCCAUCCUCUUGCCUGCCUGCCCCAUAGCAGUCUCUCUCCUCACACCAAAGCAGAGGGAAAGAGAGAGAGAGAGAUGCUUCAAUUUUGUUCACUUAUUUAUAAAACAGUAUCUCUUUUGGGGCUGGAAUGAUAGUAUGGUGGGUAGGCUGCUGGCGCCUGCACACAGCCAACCCUGGUUCGAUCCCCGGCACCACAUAUGAUCCCCCAAAUCCUCCAGGAGAGCUCCCUGAGCAAAGAGCAGGAGUAAACCCUGAGCACUGCUGAGUGUGGCCCUCAAACAAACACAUGAUGUCUCUUUUCCUUCGCUAUCUCCAACACCUUCUUUCUUGUCCCAUCGUCCUCCCUGUCCAGACCUUCCCGGACUUCCCCUCCGGCCCCACACUCCCGUGUCCGCCAUUCCAGCCCGGGUGCUCUGUGGCUUUCUUCCUGUGCGUGGGCAGGGGAUGGUCCAAAACUGGGGGCACCUUGCUCAGGGCCCACCACCUCUCUGAGUCGUGUGUGGUUAUUG
This is a messenger RNA of Sorex araneus (European shrew), 2729 nucleotides long. It is a transcript of the gene FGR, whose product is annotated as FGR proto-oncogene, Src family tyrosine kinase. The transcript is spliced from 13 exons. Bases 220 to 1803 code for a protein of 527 amino acids. Gene Ontology annotation, molecular function: ATP binding; signaling receptor binding; non-membrane spanning protein tyrosine kinase activity. NCBI's taxonomy places the organism in Eukaryota, Metazoa, Chordata, Mammalia, Eulipotyphla, Soricidae. Gene Ontology annotation, biological process: innate immune response; cell surface receptor protein tyrosine kinase signaling pathway; cell differentiation. Gene Ontology annotation, cellular component: extrinsic component of cytoplasmic side of plasma membrane. The record is from RefSeq and is a predicted model, not a curated record.